UCGGACCGCCAAGCUCGCCUACAAAGGUCGUGACAAAGCAUGUCUACGCGAGGGAGCGCCCGUGGGAAGAAGCGCGACGGAGUCCUUGACGACAGCCAAGGGCAGGGAAGAGGUCGGCGGCAUGUCCCGAAGGCGAAGAGGGUGCGUUCGGAUAAUGCGUCCGCAAGGGUGGUUCCUUGUGGAGCGCAAGGCUGGGCGGCAGCGGCGGAAGGGGACUACGACGAAGAAGACUUCAUGACGGAGGAAGAGCAGGCAGAGGCGACCAUGUCUGCAUCACAGGAGAGCAGUCAGCAGCGAUCUUCUGAUCAAAGCGCUCCGAAGAGGAUGCUAACCCCUCCACCCGAGGCGCAACAACUGCGUGCCCACGAAAGGCGGACAAAGAAGGCUGCCAUCGUCGAUCUUGGCGGCGAUGAUGACGAGCCCUUGGAAAAACGUCGCCUGCGCACUCGUACAACAGCAACCCCACUGCUGGCAGUGGUGGCGCACGCUGCGGUAGACGAAAGGCCAGUCACGGGUAGACUACCCGCCACGCCGUCUCAGCCACGUCACCCGGGUGAAGACAGAAGGUCCGUCCAACGCGGCGGCGGGGGCGAAGUCGUGGCAGACGCGCGCGAAGUUGGGGGCGAGCCAACAGGUGCUGCGGGUGUGGGUGCUUCAGGCACUGUGGCCCCCGUUGCGACGGCGAGAGAGGAGGCAGCAGUUGUGGCGACUGCGAAAGAGGAUGCGCAUGGCGAGAAGAAAACCGAUCGGGAGGGCGGCAAGCCAGGUUCAAGCCGGGUACGUAGGGGAGUGAUGACGAAAGACCUCAUCGAUCGUUUCGUCCUUUGGGUUGAUGACAAAGCUUUCUGGACGACGGGGGAGGGGCGAAGACUUUACAACAUCGUCCACGAAACAAGAGAGUACUUUGUCGCCAUCGCUAGCGGACUUCCACCGCCUGCCGUCCCUCGGAGCGUCAUACUGCCCAAAUCCACCACGAGGGUAGCCAGGAUCGCCGACCAAUCACAGCUGCAGCAAGCGAUCUCCAGUGCGACGGCAGUGGAGAACAUUGCUUUGUGCAUCUUGCACGACUGGGUAUUUAAGUCGGGGAACCGCCCAAGGGGAUACAAUGUGGCUUUCCAGUACUCGCGGAGUCCGUAGCGACGGACAUUGCACGUGCUAUGCGGUACGGCGAGGAGUGGUGCAACGUCGUCAGUCCAACGGUUUGCGCGCACACGAUAGA
Molecule: messenger RNA, 1219 nt
Organism: Chara braunii
Lineage: Eukaryota; Viridiplantae; Streptophyta; Charophyceae; Charales; Characeae
Source: the annotation of a GenBank genome assembly